AUGUUGGUUUUAUUUUUAAGUUUCGCUGUUCUGAGAAUAUCUGUCAGCUUAAAUCAACUUCAGAGGUCGUUGUCGCACGUCAAUGAUAUGCUAGCUGACAUCGAGGGCAAAAUAGAAAGUGAACGAAAGUUUCUGACACGACUCGAUUACGAUGUGAAUUUCAAAGAUGAACCAAGAUUCAUGGAAUAUCCAACCACAGACAUUUGGUGGGAAGACUUCCGAUUGCCAUUGCCUGGUACGACAAAACAGCAAGCGGAAACAACGCGUAUCCUGUCAGUCCGACAAGCUGUAUUAAAUACUACAGUGAGCGACAACCAGCGCCCCAACCUGACCACUAGAAUUACUUUGAUAGCCUCAGCCAAAUCCCCAAACUUAAGCGCUCAAAUAACCACUACAACAGCACACAGUGAAAGCCAUGAUCCAUUGAUACGUGGCAUAGUAAAGAAGUGGGUGCGCCAGUCCAACCAUUCACAGUCUCUUGUUUCGAAAAGCGAUAUUCCGAAUACAGUGCCUGUAUAUACAUCUAGUACACCCUCCGUGUUCAUGACAACAGAAGAUAUGGCGUUGGAUAUGACCCACCCACCUAACUGGCCAUUCCCGAAUAAUAGCGCGGUAUCACGUCACACAUCUUCAGUUGCUGCUCCUCCAACAUCACAACGGCGAACGGAAUUCUCCAACAUCACAGAGAGAUUCCUGAAGGUGGAAGAGUAG
Messenger RNA from Spodoptera exigua (beet armyworm), 711 nucleotides. Lineage: Eukaryota; Metazoa; Arthropoda; Insecta; Lepidoptera; Noctuidae. The record is from the annotation of a GenBank genome assembly.